AUGUCACAAAUUAUGGACAUUGAUUUGAAAAACGAGUUUCCAGAAGUAAGUGAAAAAUCAGGAACACCCGUAAAACAAGAAAACAAUCAAUCAGGAACACCCAUGUUUCGUGAUGACAUUAUUAUGAUUGAAACCAAAACUGGACAAGCUUCAAAUGUAUCAGAAGUUGAGUCGACAAAAGAGGAUUUGACGAAAACAAUCGAUGACAAGAAGGUUAAGAAUCAACGUCUUAGAAAGGAAAGGAAAGUUCAGAAACAAGUUUUCGAACAAGAUAAACAAAUUUUAAAUCACAAUAAGAUUAAAGACACUGCAAAACGGUUCCAGUUUUUACUUGGUCAUUCAGAGUUAUUUUCACAUUUUAUUGAUUUAAAGAAAUCAAAAGAUCAAGAAUUCAGACAACUUGUUGAAGAAACUGAGAAGUUUAGAAAUUCGUUUAACGAAGAUUCUGGAUCUAAGCGACAUCGGAGGACAGAGAAAGAGGAAGAUGAAGAAUUACUCAACGAUGAAGCAGACGAAUCACAAGAUGUUACACGGGUUUUCAAUAAAUCCCCAAGUUAUAUCAAGAAUGGAAUUAUGCGCGAUUAUCAGCUUCAAGGCUUAAACUGGAUGAUAUCACUUUUCGAAAACGGGAUCAAUGGAAUCUUAGCAGAUGAAAUGGGCCUCGGUAAAACUUUACAAACCAUUUCGUUCCUUGGAUAUUUGAAACAUUUUCGGGGCACGCCUGGACCACAUCUUGUCGUUGCACCAAAAUCAACCUUAAACAAUUGGGCAAAAGAAUUUAAUAUGUGGAUGCCAGAUUUUCAUAUAAUUGUUCUACAUGGAACCAAAGAAGAAAGGACGCAAUUAAUUACGGAUAGAAUGAUGCCCAAGGAUUUUCAAGUUUGCAUAACUUCUUACGAGAUGUGUUUAAUUGAAAAGGCCACGCUAAAAAAAUUUGCCUUUCAAUAUAUUAUUAUCGAUGAAGCCCAUCGUAUAAAGAACGAAAACUCAAUGCUUUCUCAGAUUGUCAGACUCUUCAAAUCACGGAAUCGAUUGUUAAUUACUGGAACUCCCCUUCAAAAUAACCUUCACGAAUUGUGGGCUUUACUGAACUUCCUUUUACCUGAUGUGUUUAGUUCAUCAGAAGAUUUUGACUCAUGGUUUAGUUCUCAAGGUGGAGAUCAAGAUAGCGUCAUUCAACAACUGCAUAAAGUAUUACGACCUUUCCUUCUUAGAAGAAUAAAAUCUGAUGUUGAAAAAUCAUUGCUUCCAAAAAAAGAAAUAAACCUAUACGUUGGCAUGACAUCUUUACAAAGAAAAUGGUAUCAAAGAAUUUUAGAAAAAGAUAUCGCUGCGGUGAACGGUGCCGUAAGUAAGAGCGAAAGCAAAACUCGUUUGCUGAAUAUUGUUAUGCAAUUACGAAAGUGUUGCAAUCAUCCUUACCUUUUCGACGGGGCUGAACCAGGACCACCUUACACGACCGAUGAGCAUAUUAUAGAAAAUGCAGGAAAAAUGGUCGUUCUAGAUAAACUAUUAAAACGUCUAAAAGCCCAAGGUUCUCGGGUUCUUCUCUUCAGUCAAAUGAGUCGCGUUCUUGAUAUAUUAGAGGAUUAUUGUAUAUUCCGAGAAAAUGAAUAUUGCCGUAUUGAUGGGCAGACAAAACAGGAUGACCGUAUUACUGCAAUUGAUGAGUUCAAUGCACCUGAAAGUAGUAAGUUCAUCUUUUUGUUAACGACUCGUGCCGGAGGUCUCGGAAUCAAUCUCACUACUGCAGAUAUCGUAAUACUUUAUGACAGCGAUUGGAAUCCGCAAGUCGAUUUACAAGCUCAAGACCGCGCACAUCGUAUUGGUCAGACGAAGCAAGUUUACGUUUUUCGAUUUGUCACAGAGAAUGCUAUUGAAGAAAAGGUUCUGGAGAGAGCUGCACAAAAAUUACGUUUAGAUCAGCUUGUAAUUCAACAAGGUCGAUUAGUUCAAUCACAAAAAGCUGCGAGUAAGGAGGAGCUUUUAACUAUGAUACAACAUGGAGCCGAGAGCAUAUUUAGUUCGAGCGAUAGCACUGUAACGGAUGACGACAUUGAUCUAAUUUUGCGUAAAGGCGAAGAGAAAACUGUGGAGCUUAAUAUGAAAUAUCAGAGCUUAGGUCUUGACGACCUACAAAAUUUCACUUCAGAAUCAGCAUAUCAAUGGCAAGGGGAGGACUGGAGUAAUCAAAACUCACGAUUCAAUUGGAUCGAACCUCCUAAACGGGAACGUAAAGUGAAUUACGCUGUUGACUCAUACUACAGAGAAGCAUUACGAGUUACUGCUAAACCAACUCAACCUAAAAAAUUAGCUGGUUAUAAGGUUUCAGAAGGUGACAAUGUUAAUAAUACAGAAUUUCGAGAACAAGAGCGUCAAGAUGAACAGGAUAAAAUAGAUAAUGCUGAAGCAUUAACAGAAAAAGAAGAAAGUGAGAAAGAAGCAUUAAUGGAAAAUAUAUUUGAAGAUUGGAGCAAGCGAGACUUCAAUAAUUUUGUGAACGCAUCUGCCAAAUACGGAAGAAAUGCUCUUGAAGAAAUAGCUUCAGAGAUAGAAGGCAAGACUUUUGAAGAAGUAAAGGCAUAUACAAAAGUGUUUUGGCAACGAUAUCAGGAAUUACCAAAUCAUGAAGAAAUUGUCGCCAAAGUUAUUAAAGGAGAAAGUAAAUUACAGCAAACACAUGGAAUACAGGAGUUACUUAAAGCAAAGGUUGCACAGUAUCGAACUCCUGGGCAUCAAUUACAAGUUUCAAAUCAAGCUAAAGGCAAGACAUUAUUUACAGAAGAAGAAGAUAGAUAUUUAUUGAUUUCCCUCGCGAAAUAUGGCUAUGGAACUGAAGACGUCUAUGAAAAAAUAAGGAAUGAUAUUGAAAAUUCAGAUUUAUUUCGAUUUAAUUGGUUUAUUAAAUCAAGAACUUCGGGAGAAAUAGCACGACGGUGCACUACUCUUAUAAAUCUUAUACAAAAGGAACAUGAAGAAGAUCAACAGAAGCAACCUCAGGAAGAAAAAAAGAGAAAGGCCAUUGGGGAUCAAUUCAUAAUCAGCAACGGCGUAAAUCCUCCCAAACGUAGCCGACGCUCAUAA
This is a messenger RNA of Diversispora eburnea, 3084 nucleotides long. The record is from the annotation of a GenBank genome assembly. NCBI's taxonomy places the organism in Eukaryota, Fungi, Glomeromycota, Glomeromycetes, Diversisporales, Diversisporaceae.